Messenger RNA from Gavialis gangeticus (Gharial), 4062 nucleotides. RefSeq names its product toll like receptor 3 (gene TLR3). The record is from RefSeq and is a predicted model, not a curated record. Gene Ontology annotation, cellular component: membrane. Gene Ontology annotation, molecular function: transmembrane signaling receptor activity; protein binding. The transcript has 5 exons. NCBI's taxonomy places the organism in Eukaryota, Metazoa, Chordata, Crocodylia, Gavialidae. Gene Ontology annotation, biological process: inflammatory response; toll-like receptor signaling pathway; immune response. Bases 102 to 2819 code for a protein of 905 amino acids.
CUGAGCAGCCAGAAGGCAGCCACUCUUUUCCGUAUUCCCCCCUCUCCCUGCUAUAUUUCCACCGCAAGGGGGCCGAGCUGCUACCACCCUGCUCAAGAGGAAUGACUGCGGGAUUUAAUCUGCCAGAUGCAACAAUGAGAGCCCUUCCUUGUUGGAUCUGCUUGUCCAGUCUCCUGACGAUCUCUCUGCUGUGUGUAUCAGCUGAGAACCAAUGUAAGAUUAAAAAUGAAGUGGCUGACUGCAGUCAUCUAAAACUGACUGAAAUUCCUUCAGACCUCCCUAUUAAUAUAACAGGUUUGGACAUUUCUCACAACCAGCUAAAAAAGCUACCACCUGCAAAUCUUACAAAGUACAGCAAGCUGAUUUACUUGGAUGCUGGAUACAACAGCAUAUCCAAACUACAGCUAGAACUGUGCCAAAGUCUGCCUCUGUUAACCGUUAUAAACUUGAAACACAAUGAGUUGCAUGAGCUCUCUGAUGUGGUGUUUGAGUCCUGCACCAAUCUGACUGAGCUCAAUCUGGGGUUCAACAUAAUAGAAAUCAAAGGCAAUCUUUUCAAACCCUUAAAGAAUUUGAUCAUUUUGGAUGUCUCUCAUAAUCAUUUGAAGUCUGCAAAAUUAGGAUCACAGCAGCAGCUGGAGAACCUUCAUGAGCUUGUGCUCUCUGACAAUAAAAUAACUGAGUUAAAAAAAGAAGAUCUAGAGUUUCUUAGUAACACAUCCUUGAAAAGACUGGAUUUAUCAUCAAACCCACUGACAGAGAUUCACACAGGCUGUUUACGUGUGAUUGGCAAUCUGUAUGGCCUUGUACUGAACAAUAUCAAUCUUGGUGAAAAUCGCACAGAGAAACUUUGUUCUGAAUUAUCCAAUACAAAAAUUCAGAAUCUCUCACUGAGCCGUAUUAAUCUUUUACGUAUUGACAAUUCAACCUUCUAUGGAUUGGAAAGAACAAAUCUCUCAGCUUUAAACCUUUCAGAAAAUUCUUUAUCUGUGAUAAAAAAUGGCUCUUUUAUAUGGCUUGCAAAUUUGGAGGAGUUAAACCUGGAGUAUAAUAAGAUCUCUCAUUUAUACUCUUACUCUCUUUAUGGAUUGUCCAAAGUCAAAUAUUUGAAUCUGAAAAAUGCACUUACCAGAAUAAUUGAUGAUUUCUCCUUUUAUUCACUAACCCAGCUGGAGUAUCUUAAUAUGGAUGGUAAUACUUUUCCAGAAAUUACAGCUCAUCUUUUCACAGGAUUGGACAACCUGAAAUAUUUGAGUCUAUGCAACUGUGACACAAAUUUACACAGAGUGACUAAUAAAACUUUUUCAUCGCUCGCUAAUUCUACUUUGCAGUUUCUCAACCUCACUAAAGAUAGAAUCUACACAAUAGAGAGUGGAGCAUUUUCCUGGCUGGGACAUCUGAGAAGUCUUGAUUUAGGCCUCAAUGAAAUUACCCAGGUGCUCACAGGUCAUGAGUUUCAGGGACUCAAUAAUAUCCAAGAUAUCUAUCUGUCCUACAACAAGCAGUUGACUCUGACAAGUGAUUCAUUUACAUUUGUUCCAGGCCUUAGAAAACUGAUGCUGAGAAAGGUAGCUUGCAGCAAUCUGGACCUCUCUCCUUCACCUUUUCAUCCUCUGCAAAAUCUCACUAUCCUGGAUAUCAGCAAUAAUAAUCUAGCUAACAUAAGAAUUGAUUUGUUUGAUGGACUUCAUAAACUUGAAAUUCUGGAUUUGCAGCAUAAUAAUUUGGCUCGACUUUGGAAACAUGCUAACCCAGAUGGCCCUGUCCUUUUUUUAAGAGAUCUCUUUAACCUCCGUGUCCUUAAUUUAAAGUCCAAUGGUUUUGAUGAAAUUCCAGUACAAGUGUUCAAAGGUUUGAUUCACCUAAGAAGCCUAGAUUUAGGAUCUAAUAAUUUGAAUUUGCUUCCAGCAACUUUAUUUGAUGACCAAGCAUCUAUGAAUUCAUUAAUUCUUCAGAAAAACUUGAUAACAUCUGUUGAAGACAAAGUGUUUGGGACAGUUUUCAAGAACCUGAAAGAAUUACAGUUGGAUUCCAAUCCUUUUGACUGCACCUGUGAAAGUAUUUCCUGGUUUGUUAGCUGGCUUAAUGUGACCCAAGCAUACAUACCUGGAUUAGACUCCCAUUACCUUUGUAACACCCCACCUCACUAUCAUGGUACUUUGGUGUUGCAUUUUGAUAUCUCACCCUGCAAAGAUAGUGCCCCCUUUAAACUACUGUACAUAAUCAGUACAACUGUUGUAUUGCUCCUCCUCAUUAUUGUUACUCUCAUACAGUUUGAAGGGUGGAGGAUAGCAUUUUACUGGAAUGUUUCAGUAAAUCGAGUACUUGGUUUUAAUGAAAUAGAUAGACAACCAGAAGAGUUUGAUUAUGAUGCCUACAUUAUCCAUGCGAGAGAGAACAAAAAUUGGGUGUUAAAGAAUUUCAUCUCUCUGGAAAAAAAUCAACAGUUUCAAAUCAGGUUUUGUUUAGAAGAACGAGAUUUUGAGGCAGGAAUAUCUGAAUUUGAAGCCACAAUGAAUAGUAUAAAAAAGAGCAGGAAGAUUAUUUUUGUUGUGACAGAACAGCUCUUAAAAGAUCCCUGGUGCAGAAAGUUCAAAGUGUAUCAUGCUCUACAACAAGCUAUUGAACAAAGUCGAGAUUCCAUCAUUUUGAUCUUCCUUCAUGAUAUUCCAGAUUACAAGAUGAAUCAAGCACUUUUCUUACGAAGAGGAAUGUUCAGAUCUCGCUGCAUCUUGGAUUGGCCCGCUCAGAAAGAACGGGUUAAUGCAUUUCAUCAGAAAUUGAGACUGGCACUUAAAUCUAGUAGCAAAGUGCUCUAGAAGUUCUAAAAUACAGUUUUGAACUGUUAAGAUACUUUAUUUUGCGUAUUGUGGAAUUAAACAAAACCUAACACUACUUGAGAAAAAAAUGAAACCAACUACUCCAUUACAAAAUGGAUAUAGUAGAAAAAGAAUUAUCCUAUUGCAAAUAGGAUAUAGUAGGAAGAGAAAGAGAGUGUCAUCAUGGUUAUUGAGAAUGAUUUGACAUAGGAAAGCUUCUUUGUUCUGUGAUUCCAAAAGGGCCAAGACUGUCCACAUUAAAGAAGAAAUGAUAAAAGACAUACACAAGAGUUAAUGUUAUAUAGAGAAGGUAUACUGGGUACUACUACUCACUUUCACAAUACAAGAACAUGGGCAUAUCAGUGAAAUUGAAGAUGGUUUCAAAAGCUUCUAAACCUUAGUAUUCAGAUGAAGCCAGCCUCUGAUAGGAGGUUGUUCCAUAAUUGUUCCGUAAUUGCAUGGUGAAUGAAGACAUAUCCUUUGAAUGAUCUGGUAUCACUUUCAGGAACAGGAUGCUGGGCUAACCUGAUGAACAGUGUGAUCAAGUCUGGAAAAUCCACUAGAUGUUAAGAGUGGGUGUCAUUCUUUCCUAGUAAGCUUAGAGAGUAAGCAUAAGACCCUUGAUCCUGUGAACAUCUUUGUUAAUUCUUUAAAUGGGAUGAAUUUCACCUUUAAGUGGAAUGGAGGAAAUAAAAAAUCUCAUUCCCAUUUCCUAGUUUUAAUGGUCUUCUACCCAGAAGGGGGUUUUUUUGGCUUGAAUGUAGUGUAUUCUCUAUCUUUCACAUGUAAUAUGUUCUAGCAUUAAAGAACAGGGAUAUGAAGAUUGUAGGGUCAGGACCCAAAAGUUACAGCUGCUGUACAUAGUCCCACUUCUAUAUAUACCAUAAUUCCACAGAACUUUGUGUAUACUAAACUACUAGUAGUAGAUGAGGAGUUCACUGGCUCCACUGAUGUCAUUUGGGAUUUUGCCACCAAUACCAGUAAAGCCCAGAGUUAAUUCAGUGUCCAGCUGUGCACCUGCUGAAGGCGGUGGGAGAACUCUGACUGGGAGCAGACUGGGACUUAAAAAUGUGUAGUUUUCAGAAUUCUGCACUGUGCAUAUGAAAUGCAUAUUUCUAUUGUGGAUCGUGCUUUUAGUAUCUUUAAUAUACCAUGCAUUUUGCUUUUCUUUUAAGUUCCAGCUUUAAGUUUUUACUUCAAGUAAAGUAGGGAAUGGUAUUCACAUAAAAACUGUAUAUUGGUA